Molecule: messenger RNA, 3019 nt
Organism: Brassica napus (rape)
Lineage: Eukaryota; Viridiplantae; Streptophyta; Magnoliopsida; Brassicales; Brassicaceae
Product: metalloendoproteinase 2-MMP-like
Exons: 3
Coding region: 233-1378 (381 amino acids)
Biological process (GO): proteolysis; extracellular matrix organization; collagen catabolic process
Cellular component (GO): extracellular matrix
Molecular function (GO): zinc ion binding; metalloendopeptidase activity
Source: RefSeq, a predicted model, not a curated record
CAAAUGAUUCCCAACGACCCCUCACCCGCCAAAGACAAAACGCAGUAGCUGACCUCAAACUCUCUCAAUUUAUCUUAAUAUAAAAACUAUCUUCAAACGGCAUUACCUGUUUUUAGACGUUACCAUCCAUCUCUCUCUCUUUCCCAAAAUCCUCUCCUAAAAUCCUAAAUAUUACCUCUCCAUUUUAUUUUUCUUUCUUCGUCUUCGGCUUACCUCUAAUCCGAGAACCACCAUGAGGUUUUGCGUUCUAGGGUUAUUAUCAUUCAUCCUAAUCGCUUCUCCCGUCUCCGCCUGGUUCUUCCCCAACUCCACCUCCAUCCCACCGUCUCUACGUAACACCACACGCGUUUUCUGGAACGCUUUCUCCAACUUCACCGGCUGCCACCACGGACAAAACGUGGACGGUCUCUUCCGCAUCAAAAAAUACUUCCAACGUUUUGGUUACAUCCCCGAAACAUACACCGGAAACUUCACCGAUGAUUUCGACGACAUCCUCAAAGCGGCCGUGGAGUUGUACCAAAAGAACUUCCGGCUUGACGUCACCGGAGAGCUCGACGCGCCAACCAUCAAACACAUCGUGAUCCCGCGUUGCGGAAACCCCGACGUGGUCAACGGUACCUCGGUCAUGCACAACGGGAGAAGAAAGACCUUCGAGGUCAACUUCUCCCCCGGGGGACGUAUACCGCGUUUGCAUACGGUCAAACACUAUACCCUCUUCCCGGGGGAGCCACGGUGGCCGAAAGACCGCCGUGACUUAACCUACGCGUUCGACCCGCGAAACCCAUUAACCGAUGAGGUCAAGGGGGUGUUUGCACGCGCGUUCGGACGCUGGGCCGAGGUGACGGAGUUAAACUUCACGAACAUCGAGUCUUUCACGACGUCAGACAUCACCAUAGGGUUUUACACGGGAGAUCACGGUGACGGCGAGCCUUUUGACGGCGUGUUGGGCACGUUAGCUCACGCUUUCUCUCCUCCGAGCGGGAAGUUCCACCUCGACGCAGACGAGAACUGGGUUGUCUCCGGGGACCUCGAUAGUUUCCUCUCCGUUACGGCGGCGGUUGAUCUUGAAUCGGUGGCGGUUCACGAGAUUGGUCAUCUUCUUGGUUUAGGACAUUCCUCGGUGGAAGAGUCGAUCAUGUAUCCGACCAUCACCACGGGGAAGCGUAAAGUUGACUUGACGAAUGAUGACGUGGAAGGGAUACAGUACUUGUACGGUGCGAACCCUAACUUCAACGGGACAUCGCCACCGUCUACCACCACUCGUCAACGAGAUACUGGUAGCUUUGGUGCUGCUUGGAGAAUCGACGGUUCAUCGAGGUUGACGAUUUUCAGUCUCUUGUUGUCAACCGUUGGAUUGUUCUCGUGGUUGUUACCGUAGAUGAAUUUUAUUUACUCGAUUUUAUUUAGUUUGAGUUGACAUAAAAUCUUAAUUCUUUGUUUAUGAUGGGGAUAUAUACACACGUAUUCAUACAUUGGUUUCUUUUUCACAUAUACUUUCUGUAUAUACAAAUUUAUGUCCUACCAAUGUUGAUUUUAUUUUGUGUUAUACGUUCUUUGCUAUAGACUUUAGUGGUUAGUAUUCAUUAGACCACCAUUAUCCCAGGUCCUUAAGUGGAGUUUUUAAGAAAAGCAAUGAUUUAAUUAAAUCAAAAUAAAAGAAAAUCAAUGUAACCGAUCCUUAAUACAUAGUUUUGGUAAUCGAUCAUAAUGAAGUUUCUUAAUACACGUGUCAGCGAACUGUGAUUUAGGAUUUUUAUUUUUUUUUCUUUUCUUUCUUUCCUCUUCUCUCGUGUUUGGAUUCGAAGAAGAAAAACACAGAGACGCCCGCUUGAUCGCCGGCAUUCUGUUUCUCUCCGGCCGCCGAGUCUUUCACCUUUCGUUGUAAACCGUAAGCUUUCUUCUUCUCCUUGAAAGUUUUAUCUCUAGAGCAUUAUUGUCUUAGAUACAAACCCUAAGUUCGAAGAUUGGUCCUUUAUUGAGUUUUCACCUUCUACCAGAUGGUUAAGAGUCUCAAUAUCAAGGCCCUAGUUCAAAGAUUGGCCCUUUAUUGAUGAAGAGUCUGUAUAUUUAAAGUAGCUUGACUUUGAUUGAUUAUUGUUGUUGUUUAGUUUUUUAAGAACUUGUAUGUUCCUGUCUUGAUGGCUAAGGAAGUACAGUCUCAGAAACGGCAUCGGAGAGAGGAGGCGUGAAGGGCUCGAGGUGGCGCUGGAGUUAUGUCAAGGUUCCUUGGAUUUUCGAUCUUCUUCGAGUCCUUCUCCUCUUCCCCGGGGAUCUUAUCUUCUCCACCGUCGGAAAUGUUGUUAUGUUCUCUCUUCAUCUUCUCUGUUUCACCCAAUUGUGUUUUUUUUGCAACUUUAUAAACUUUUUCUGUUGCUCUUGCUAGUGUGAUUGUUGAGGCUAUGAAAGUUGACAGCUUGCACAGGCUAUGCUCCUCUGUGGAACCUAUUCUCCGUAGAGUUGUAAGUUCUGAUUUUGUCUCUCUUUUGUUCUUGUCUAAAUCAGACACCAUCAACUAUGCUUGGUUCUUGUUUAAAUCACUAUGAUUGUAGUCUUAUUGUCCGAAGGUGUAUGAUGCUUGUCAUGUCUCAAUGUUUUACUUUGUUUUUGUCUGAAGGUAUGCACUCACUCAUCUGAGAUUGCUCAAACUGGCUGAAGAUCCUGCUACUAGACCUGUUUUUGAAGUUCGUUGUGUCUCUGUAAUCGGCUAAAAGCAUCUGACACUUUAUUUUGUUGCAGAUUAACUACAGAAUACGUUUGAGGAUCGUGAGAAUGAGUGCUUGUUCUUGAUAGAGCAUUCUACCAAGCAAGAAACGAGGUGUUAGAAUUCGUGGCUCGAUUUAAAAGCUGGAACUUUUGAUAAACUUGGUAGCCAUGACGACAUUGCUACAUCUUGGUUCAUCUAAAACUUAUCUACUGUUUUCAACACUAUUAAACUAUUUUAUCAUCUUGGAUUAUGUUUUGUUGAUUGUGAUUGUGUACUUUGUUGAUUGUGUAAUGUGUUUUAAGAAACCUAAAUUAA